AUGACUACCCAGGCGGGGGUGGCUCUGUCUGAAGCAUCCCCUCAGCGAAAGCCCCGGCCCCAGCGCCUCCGGGAAUGUCACGCCGUCGGCGCCCCCGCCCAGGCCCGCUACCCCCCCGGGGCCAAAGUUGUUAUAUCGGCGCCGCUGUCGAGGGGCUCUCUCUUCUGGCUAGCGGGGCGGAGGAAUCACCGUCCGCAGUGCCCCCCACCGAAAGUCUCCCCCCCCCUCCCCAAGUGCCGGGAAGGCUUGCCCCUUCGAGCCCCCCUUCGAGACCCGGGGCAAGGCGGGGGGAUUCUGCCUAGACUCCCUUCGGUUGAAUUCCCCCCGGCCCCGCCAGAGGCCAGACCCCCAGCCAACUGGCAAACAUCUACCCCCGCCAAAUCGCCGGCCUCAAAGCCUCAGUGGCGCCCAGGGCCCAUCAUGUUGCCGGCGUGCCACCCCCCUGCCAACCGCCCCCUCUCGAAAGCGCCGGCUCCAAGCCCUCCUCUCCCCCCAGUGGUGCCCGCCGACACCCCCCUUCCACGUGGUCAGCAUGCCAUUCCUUCGCUCCCAUGGCCGUUGAACCAACUGGCUAGCAUACUUGCCGCACAGAUACGGGCUCGAGGCCCGUCAUCCGGCUUCCCCCCUCAAGCGCCCGGCGCUGCCGGAUCAAUUGAUGGGGAGGUGUAA
Messenger RNA from Penicillium robsamsonii, 669 nucleotides. RefSeq lists its product as uncharacterized. Bases 1 to 669 code for a protein of 222 amino acids. The record is from RefSeq and is a predicted model, not a curated record. The transcript has 2 exons. NCBI's taxonomy places the organism in Eukaryota, Fungi, Ascomycota, Eurotiomycetes, Eurotiales, Aspergillaceae.